AUGGUCGUGAACUCGACCACCACCUACCAGUCCGAGAAGCAGAAGCUGCUCGCCCUCCCGCCCGGCAAGCGGGCAGGGCGCACUCACACUCGCACUCGACCCGCCUUCGAUGCCCCUCCCCCAUACUCGCCCACUGCGGGCAACAACGAAACGACCCUCUUCACAGACGACGAGUCGGACACAGCCUCCACCGUGUCCACCGACAGUACCUGCUCGUCAUGUAUUGGUAGCUACUCUUCCACAUGCUCGUCUACCUCUUCGCAAGCCGGUACAUACUCGUCCACAACCACCAACGGCAUCUCGUCAACCACCACUUCGGCGUUCUCGACUCCGGGUGGCUUCGAGAGCACCUCGUCGUACACAAGCUACGACCAAGGCUUCGCAACGUUCAUGACCCUCACCACCCGAGUUGUUCCAAUCACCUCACUGCCGCCCGCGUACCCUCGCUGCUCCAGUUGCGCCGACGGGUACCCUGCCGCCCAGCUGGGCCUGUCGUGCCCCAACAAUUGCAUGCCCGCCCACACCUUCUAG
Cutaneotrichosporon cavernicola is the source of this 531-nucleotide messenger RNA. RefSeq lists its product as uncharacterized. The record is from RefSeq and is a predicted model, not a curated record. The transcript is spliced from 2 exons. Bases 1 to 531 code for a protein of 176 amino acids. Lineage: Eukaryota; Fungi; Basidiomycota; Tremellomycetes; Trichosporonales; Trichosporonaceae.